CCCGUAACGCGCUUUCUCCGGACCCCACUCUCUGUCUCUUUCUGCUCGCGGCGCUCACAGCCAGAGGUCGGCCCGACGAUCUCCAUCGACGCUCCGCACGGGACUCGGACAACGAAACUCGCGCUCUCCUCCCAUUUGCUGUCGAUCGAGGAUAGUUUCUUCACUUCACUGGAUGAUUGCACUGUCUUGCGGGGGCGGAGCGUCGCAGUCGCGACGGCGAUUGAACGCCGACAACGGCUAGCCGCGAUUGACCCCGAUCGUCGACCGUUUCGUCGCACACGCUUGCCGGUACUUCACUUCCGUUCCCCCGUCGCGCGCGCCGCGUUUCUCCGUCGUUCUCUGUUAAAUUGAUGUCUCAGAAGCGGCAAAAGGAGGAUGGCACUCAUAGCCCCCGGGAUAAGCGUCGUCGGCUUCCUACUUUAAAGCAUGUUAUUUCGGAAGUAAUGAGGGAGCAGCACGUCCAAAAUUUCUUGGAGCAAAUUCUGGAGCCUUUGGUUCGUAGAGUGGUUAAGGAGGAAAUCGAGGUUGCUUUGGGAAAUCAUUUUGCUGCAAUGAGAAGGAGUUGCGGGAAAGAGUUGCAUCCUUCUGAAUCAAGAAGCUUACAGUUACAAUUUUUAAAUGGUCUCUCUCUUCCAGUAUUUACUGGUGCUCGACUUGAGGGUGAUAACGGUUCUAAGAUGAAGGUAGCUCUAGUGGAUGGUUUUACUGGGCAAAUUGUUGAUACUGGCCCUGAAUCAUCUGCCAAUGUAGAAAUUGUAGUUCUUGAGGGAGAUUUUGAUGGAGAUGAAGGCGGCAAGUGGACAGUUGAAGAAUUUGUGAAUAAUAUUGUUAGAGAGAGGGAAGGAAAGAGACCCCUUCUUACAGGGGAUGGAGUUGUGAAACUCAAAAAUGGAGUCGGCUUAGUUGGUGAAAUUGCCUUUUCAGAUAACUCAAGCUGGACAAGGAGCCGCAGGUUCAGACUUGGGGCAAGAGUUAUGGAUAAAUUUGAAGAGAAUAGGAUAAGGGAAGCAAAAACAGAGUCUUUUGUAGUCAAGGAUCACCGGGGAGAAUUGUACAAGAAGCAUCACCCUCCUGCUCUGGUUGACUAUGUGUGGAGAUUAGAGAAGAUUGGCAAAGAUGGAGCUUUUCAUAAGCGUCUCAGUGAGGCUAAUGUCAACACUGUCAAAGAUUUCUUGAUCCUACUCUGUGUUGAUCCUUCAAGGCUCCGAAGUAUUCUAGGUGCUGGUAUGUCUCGAAAAAUGUGGGAAGUUACUGUUGAGCAUGCCCGAACUUGUUCUCUGGACCAGCCAAUUUACUUAUACCGCCCUCCUUCCUCAGAGCCAAAGGCUGGUGUUCUCUUCAACAUCGGAGGGCAAGUGAUGGGAUUACUUUCUGAUGAUGAAUACAUUCCCUCGGAGAAGCUAUCCGAAGCUGAAAAGGCUGAUGACAGCAACAUGGUAAUAUCUGCAAGGCAACACUGGGAGGACGUGGUUUCUUUUGGUGAUGAAGCUUGUCCAACUGGGCUUUUGAAUGCAAACAGCGCUCUUUGCAGCCCGAGCUCACCUGGGACCUCCAGUUCUGGUAGUUUAAGGCUUCGGACGAGGAAUCAGUUUGGUGGAUCUGAUUAUGCACAGCGGCACACGUCUUCACCGAAUACCAUUUCGUCCUUCUUUUCCAUGGAUGAUUAUUCCUUUGAUUCUUUUGACAACGUGGAUCUUAGAUUCAACCAGUCUCCGACUAUAUCUGGUCUAGUUGUCGACCCGCCGAUUCAUGAUCCCGGAUCGUUGAGCCAAAGUAUUCUCGAGGAGGAGCAUCUUCAGUUUUUUGACACACAGUGUCCAGCUCGGAGGAGAUGGAGAAAGCUUUUCAGUGUUUUCAAGUGGUUCUUUAUAAGAAAACUUGUGAUCAAUAAAAAAUCAUGCGCUGCAUCCGGAAUUCAAGAGAAAUUAUGAGGACUCUGGAAGUUUUCCUUAGAUAUAAUCAUACACCUUGUGAUAGAAGGGUUUUUAUUUUAAUUUUAUAGAAGCUUAUUCGAUGCUGCUGUUUUAAAGUGCAAUGCUGCGUUAGCAGAUGUACAGCGGGUGCUUACGAACAUAUAGCCGUGUUUUUGAUUUUCCAGAAUCAAGCUCAUAAUUUUCCUUCGGAAUGCAAAUUCGACAUGGUCGUCGGUGGCGAUGGCUGGCUUAGCUUGGAGCCGCUUUCAUUUGUGUACAUGCUGCUCCUGAUAUUUGCAAGUUCUCAAAAAUUCAAAUUGGAAGAAGAUCAUGGGUGAUUUGUGUCC
This is a messenger RNA of Rhodamnia argentea, 2260 nucleotides long. RefSeq names its product calmodulin-binding protein 60 A-like. Gene Ontology annotation, biological process: regulation of salicylic acid biosynthetic process. Bases 351 to 1931 code for a protein of 526 amino acids. The record is from RefSeq and is a predicted model, not a curated record. Gene Ontology annotation, cellular component: nucleus. Gene Ontology annotation, molecular function: DNA-binding transcription factor activity; calmodulin binding; sequence-specific DNA binding. The transcript is spliced from 7 exons. Lineage: Eukaryota; Viridiplantae; Streptophyta; Magnoliopsida; Myrtales; Myrtaceae.